Camelina sativa (false flax) is the source of this 682-nucleotide messenger RNA. The record is from RefSeq and is a predicted model, not a curated record. Lineage: Eukaryota; Viridiplantae; Streptophyta; Magnoliopsida; Brassicales; Brassicaceae.
AUGAUUGAUCCAAAGCCAACAUUUCAAGUUUCUUCUUUUGUUACUCUUCCUCCUCCAACUUAUUCACUGCAACACAAACUCUGUACAAGAGCUACCAAUAAACAGUUUAUCGCAGUUUGUGCAGCACCAUCAGGUGUAGAGACUUCUUCUAAGGAUGAAUCAGUUUUGAUUACGAAAGUGGAGACUACAAACAUCAAUGAAGUUAAGGUGCAUGUACAAGUAUCAGGAGAGAAGACUCAAACUGUAUUCAAUAAUGUAUUUGAGAGAAUGGUUGCUGCAGCUCAGCCGAUUCCAGGGUUCCGAAGAGUCAAAGGAGAUACCCAGAGAUAUUUUGCUAGAGAUCCUUGGAUAUUCUAAAGUCUAUAGGCAGGUGAUAAAGAGAUUAAUCAAUUCUGCUAUUGAAGACUAUGUUAAACAGGAAGACCUGAAGGUUGGCAAAGAGUUGACUGUUGAGCAAAGCUAUGAAGAUCUUGAAGAAACAUUUGAACCUGGUGAGAGUUUCAGCUUCGAUGCUAUAAUAAAGCUUCAAGAAGUGAGUUGAAGAAAGCGUUGAUCCUAAGGUACUUAUCAUUGUGAUUUGUCUUUUUACCUUCUCCGGUAUCAAUUAGAUUUCAUGUCGAGUAGGAAAGGAUAAUCACAUUUGGAUUAAGCUUCUGGUAAUAAAAGUUUGAAACUUCAGUUA